UUCGACGACGGACGGUGAGGCUGACAGAGACUGAGGGGAGGAGGAGGCGGCGGCGGGUGUGGUUUAAACCUGGACUUGAGAUUUGUUUUUUACUGUACUUUUGUAUUCCUUUGGCUGGGAUGGUGGCGUCAGACGUGUAACUAACAUUGCUGGCUCCUGUGUGAAGAGACGGUUCAGACAAAAUGCUAAGACCUCAGCAUUAAGAUGCCGCGGAUCAGAGAGUAAGAAUCCUCUGGCAGAGGAAGCUGUGUAUGUCCGCAGCGCAGAGAAUAUAUUAUCACACUGCAUGAUAUAUUAUUAACAGUACUACAAUAAGAAUGACUGUGUCGGGGAUUGAAGGACACAUUGAAGUAUUGUAACACGACCGCCACAGUCCUGUGCUGUCGAACUGAAGAAGAUAUAACGAGAACAAACAUUUACAAUCAAUAACACUGAAUACCACAGGAGACAAAGGCAGUGCCGCAGAUCAGAAGCAUUCAUAAAAUCUAUCCCUGAAGAACAAUUGCAAGAUGUUUCGUCGGUGCUUCAACCGCUGGUGUGGAGGGGACGAAAAUAGAGUGGACAGCAGGACCAUCUACGUUGGACACCGGCGCUGUCCCGGCACAAACACAUACCUCCCUCUCAAAUUCUGUGACAACAGGAUCAUUUCCUCCAAGUAUACCGUGUGGAACUUCCUUCCCAAGAACCUCUUUGAACAGUUCAGAAGAAUCGCCAAUUUCUACUUCCUAAUUAUAUUCCUGGUGCAGGUGAUUGUGGACACACCCACCAGUCCAGUGACCAGCGGGCUGCCACUCUUCUUCGUGAUCACAGUGACCGCCAUCAAACAGGGCUAUGAGGACUGGCUCAGACACAAGGCAGACAACGAGGUGAACAAGUACCUGGUGAGCGUGCAGGAGGACGGUGGGGCGGUGCGCAAGGAGAGCGAGGAGAUCAAGGUGGGGGAUGUUGUGGAGGUCACUGAGGAUGAGACCUUUCCCUGCGACCUCAUCCUGCUGCAGUCCACUCGAGACGAUGGUACCUGCUUCGUCACCACGGCCAGCCUGGACGGGGAGUCCAACCACAAGACUCACUUCACAGUGGCGGACACAGAGAAGCAUCUGGAUUCCUUCUACGCCACCAUUGAGUGUGAGCAGCCUCAGCCAGACCUCUAUAAGUUUGUUGGCAGAAUGCACAUCACUAAGGAUGGCCUGGAGCCUAUUGUGAGGUCAUUAGGGCCAGAGAAUCUGCUGCUGAAAGGAGCCACCUUAAAAAACACCAAGAAGAUCUAUGGUGUAGCUGUUUACACUGGGAUGGAAACUAAGAUGGCUUUGAACUACCAGGGGAAAUCCCAGAAGCGCUCUGCAGUGGAGAAGUCGAUCAACGCCUUUCUGAUUGUGUACCUCUGCAUCCUCAUCAGCAAGGCCCUGGUGUGCACCACGCUCAAGUACGUGUGGCAGAGCCACCCAGGCCAUGAUGAGCCCUGGUACAACCAGAAAACACAGAAAGAGAAGGAUACCAACAAGUUCCUCAAGAUGUUCACAGACUUCCUGUCGUUCAUGGUCCUGUUCAAUUUCAUCAUCCCGGUGUCCAUGUACGUUACCGUGGAGAUGCAGAAGUUCCUGGGCUCGUUCUUCAUCUCCUGGGACAAGGACUUCUUCGACCCGGAGAUCCAGGAGGGAGCUCUCGUCAACACCUCUGAUCUCAACGAGGAGCUGGGGCAGGUGGAGUACGUGUUCACAGACAAGACGGGCACUCUGACUCAAAAUAACAUGGAGUUCAUCGAGUGCUGCAUCGACGGCUAUCAGUACAACUACCGGGACUCCAGAACCGAGCUGGACGGGUUCUGUGUCACCGACGGGCCCGUCAGCAAACUACAAGAGAAGGCAGGCAAGGAGAAGGAGGAGCUGUUCCUGCGGGCGCUGUGCCUGUGCCACACUGUCCAGGUGAAGGAGGGCACGGAGCUGCAUGGCAUGGACGAGGUGGAUGGGAUCGGGGCGAGCGACGAUGCAGAGCAGUGCUGCUACAUCGCCUCCUCCCCAGACGAGGUGGCGCUGGUCAAGGGAGCCAAGAAGUACGGGUUCAUGUUCCUGGGCAUGGAAGGUAAACAUAUGAAAAUGCAGAACAGGAACAAAGACGUUGAACAGUAUGAGCUCCUCCAUGUGUUGAACUUUGAUCCAGUGAGGCGGCGGAUGAGCGUGAUUGUGAAGACUAAGUCAGGGGAGACCCUUCUGUUCUGUAAAGGUGCCGACUCCUCGGUGUUCCCACGAGUGCAGGCGGAGGAGGUGGAGAGGAUCCGGAUGCACGUGGAGCGCAACGCCAUGGAGGGGUACCGCACCCUGUGCGUGGCGUACAAGUCUCUGAGCUCGGAGGAGUUUGAGCAGACGGACGCAGCGCUGCAGGAUGCCCGGCUCGCCCUGCAGGACCGUGAGGAGAGGCUGGCACAGGUGUACGACCAAGUGGAGGCGGGCAUGCACCUCAUCGGGGCCACCGCUGUGGAGGACAGGCUGCAGGAGGAGGCUGCAGAGACGAUGGAAGCCCUGCACGGUGCUGGGAUGAAGGUCUGGGUGCUCACCGGAGACAAGAUGGAGACAGCCAAGUCCACCUGCUAUGCCUGCCGCCUCUUCCUGAAGAGCACAGAGCUGCUGGAGCUGACUGUGCGCACCCUGGAGGAGGGGGGUCGCCCGAGAGAGGAGAAGCUGCACGAGCUGCUGCUAGACUACCACAAGAGAGCUGUGCAGGACCGGCACAAAGACAAGGACAAGGAGGCGGUCACCAGGAGCUGGUCCUCUGGGUUCCGGGAGUUUGGCUUCAUUGUGGACGGUGCCACGCUGUCUCUGGUGCUGAACGCCUCCCCUGAUGCCAGUGCCAAUCGCUACAAGAGCCUCUUCCUGCAGAUCUGCCAGAACUGCACCGCCGUGCUCUGCUGUCGGAUGGCGCCGCUGCAGAAAGCUCAGAUUGUGAAGAUGGUUAAGAAUUCCAAAGGCAGCCCCAUCACCCUGUCUAUAGGUGAUGGAGCCAACGAUGUCAGCAUGAUACUGGAAGCACAUGUGGGCAUCGGUGUGAAGGGUAAGGAGGGCCGGCAGGCAGUGCGGAACAGCGACUACGCCAUCCCCAAGCUGAAACACCUGAAGAAGCUGCUCCUGGUGCACGGGCACCUCUACUACGUCAGGAUCGCACACCUGGUGCAGUACUUCUUCUACAAGAAUCUUUGCUUCAUUUUACCUCAAUUCUUAUACCAGUUUUUCUGUGGAUUCUCUCAACAACCCCUGUACGACGCUGCCUACCUGACGAUGUACAAUAUCUGCUUCACCUCCAUGCCCAUCGUGGCCUACAGUCUGCUGGAGCAACACAUCUGCAUUGAGAGCCUGCUGGAAAACUCCUCGCUCUACAGAGGGAUCGCUAAGAACGCAAUGCUGCGCUGGGGUCCCUUCCUGUACUGGACGCUGCUGGGGCUUUUUGAGGGGCUUGUCUUCUUUUUCGGGGUGUACCAGCUCUUCUGGAAUCCCGCCCUGGCAGACAACGGGCAGGUUUUUGGAAACUGGACUUUUGGCACAAUUGUGUUUACAGUUCUAGUGUUUACAGUAACCCUGAAGCUGGCAAUGGACACUCGACACUGGACCUGGGUCAACCACUUUGUCAUCUGGGGCUCACUAGCUUUCUACAUCUUCUUCUCUUUCUUCUGGGGAGGAAUCAUAUGGCCCUUCAUGCAGCAGCAGCGUCUCUACUUUGUCUUCGCUAACAUGCUGAGCUCGGUGUCAGCCUGGCUCAUCAUCAUCCUUCUCAUCGUGGUCAGUCUGCUGCCGGACAUCGUGAUCGGGGUCUUCCGCCAGCCGCAGGGGCCAGACCGCCAACAGUUCCAGAAGAAUCCGGGCCAGUCAGGAGCAGGAGACCCCCUGUCGCCCCAAUCUCCAGCCAGACCCCUGCUGUUCAGAAACUUUUCAGACGAGUCCAAUACUGUCCUUUAAACAGAGCACCAGCGUCACCCCGCUGUCAUACAAACGCUUCAAGGAACUGUACUGAAUAGGGAGGGCUACCCGGAAGGCUGCCAGCACAUCGUGCAGCGUGGAGUUGCCCUAUCUUCAGCUCUGAUCAACACCUUGCCCAGCGACGCACUGUCCUCUCAGUGACGCCUAACAACUGGGUUUCAGGGCAAUUCCUUUUCUUUGCCAGCAGACGAUUCCUGUCUGGCCCAGUUCCAGAGACAGGAGGCAGUCAGGUUGACCUUGUUUCUCUUACAGAACAACAGCCCACUGACCUGGCAAGACUUGCCUGUAACUUAAGAGCGAUUAUUUCUGGCAAUUCCAGUUCUAAACUUCGGGGGGAGGCUGACAAUACCACGGCCAACAGCUGAACAAUUUUCAAUGAUUCUGCUGGGAUUUAAAUGUAUAUGAUUAUUGGUGGGUGGGGGAGGGGAGGGGGGGGGGGGGGGGUGGUUAUGUUUUGGAAGGGCAUGUUUUACUAAAAGAAAAAAAAAAGAAUUUUAGAAGAUUUCUGUAUUAAAGAUGUGAUGUGCAAAGAAGGAAACUAGAAAUGCAGUGUGUAAGUGCAAGGGUCGGGCAGCACAGUGUAAACACCUGUGACGUGUAGCACGCACUGGUUUGAAAGGGCUGCCACAUGACCCAUUUUCAUUUGUCAUGCAAACAGUAUCUCGGGUGGCCAGUUUUGAGACGUUGCUGCAGAUUUUCUCCCUCCACUUCCAUGAAGGGACUGUAGGAAGUGAUCUUUUGAGGAGUUGUCACAAACUUGUCAUGUCAACCAGUGCUGUCCUGGCGGCCAUGGUGUAGAGGCAGGUGUUGCUAUAUUUCUGAUCCAACCUCCUUUUUAUAUAUGUAUGUACUGGACUCCCUUUCAACACAUCCCCUAUACUGUACAAUGUAUCGUUCAAGGAGUUGCGAUCUGGAUUUGAGACUCUUCUGAUUUCCAUUUGACCUCUUCUCUCAAAUCCUAGCUUGAACUAAAAAAAUUAAUAAAAGGAAUCACACAUUGCCAAAUGACAGUUGCCAACUACAGCCUUACAAAAUGUAUAUAUGCUGAAAGGGGGUUUCCUUUUGUGCCAAUGUUUUAUAUACUGUACUUCCGUUCCCUUCAGCUUGUCUUCGGAGCUAGUUUCCUUUUCCUACCUUACCUCAACACUUCUUCAGAGGGUCAGCCAUCAAAUGCUAAAACAGACGGUUAACGACCCACUUAGGGGUCAGAUGAGAAAAACCCAAACAGUGAGACCACAGGGGAUCCAAGAAGAGCCAAAGAGCAAAUCGAGGAGCCAGGCUUGAAUGUGGCAGUCUGGUACCCCUGCCUGUGGGCUGAGAUUGCAGCGUUGACUUAACGAGACGGCACUGUCAAACUAGCUCUGGAGACAACGCUAUUGAAACUGUGCUCGUGUGCAUUAAGCAAGUUACUGUACCCCCCCCCCCCCCCCCCCCCAUUCUACAUUACAGAAGUGCCCGUUCAGUGUCCUAGCCGAUUUUCUUGACUCACGAGGUUGUGCGUCUGUGUUUUGCUGAAAUUACAUUCUAUUCAAACAUGUUGAAAAUCAAAUUACAUGCUAUUGGAUGAUCCAUGUUUUUGUUCAUAAGUUCAUUAAUUUUCUUAUUUAUUGAAAUGUAUAAUUUACUUUGAUAAUUGUACAGUAUUUUAUAUAUUCUUAAUAUUAUUGAAAUUGUGAUGCAUUUAUAUUUGGUACAAAUUUGUCCUGAGGGUCAGAUCAAUGGAUUACUUGCUGAGUCAUGCCCUGCUCUUGUAUGUGAUUGGCUCAAUGGCAAAAGCCUGCUCAUGAAUAAUGCUGGAGAGGCGGGGCAUUCUGGUGUUCUGAACAUGCAGGCCCCUCCCCUCAGCAUUAUUAGUAUGGAGGUUCAUUUGGUCCCACUAGUUUUGUUUUUAGAGUGUGCUUAUUUUCCAUGAAUCCACUGUGUCUAUUUUAAAACUACCCAGCACAUUGUGGACAUUCUUCAUGGUGAAAACCAACAUUCCCCAUACUGGACCAGUUGGUGUGUGUUUUAGCAGAAAAGGUCAGUUUCAGAAAUAGAGUAUUGGUUUAGAAGUGGGAUAAACAGAGGAGCGUGGUAGUUCCAGUUCCUAUUCUUCUGAAUUGAUUCGGAAUUACAGUGCUGCUAUGGCCGUACUGCAGCAGUAGUGGCAGUGCUUCCAGUUUGUAUUUAAUAAGGGGCAGUGGUUCUAAGUGGGCAACACAGAAAGCAGAACAUUACAUUUAACACCAUCACACAUCUUCUGAUCCGUUUUAGCCGAUCCCUGAAGUCCUGGGCAGGAUUUGCAAGGAAUCUGUGUUGUAGAAUACGUUUUUCUAACACUUUAUAAAAAAAUGUUCAACUAAACGCAUCCUCAUAAUGCAGUUUUGUAACUUGUAUUUUUAAUCUUUCAGCAAAGGUGUGUGUUUGCUUUAUUUAAAAAAGAAAAAAAGGAGAAAGACACAGUUGUGCUAUGAGAGCAGAAGACUGUUUCCAGAAUGCAUGUGCAGCAGUGCUGUCUAACAGAGCUAAACCACUGUGCCCCCCUGACACCUUCAGAGAGAGGGGAGGACAACACAGCCAAGCUCAAACCAGUGCUGUGCUUUACAGGGUGCCUGUACACCUCGGACCUGCACCAGGAAUCAUAUCAUAGGAACCGGUCAAAGAUGCUGCUUUUAAGAAGGCGUCUUUUACAUCUCAAACGAAUGUCUGUCAUCGGUAUCAUUUAAAUAAUAAUAAUAAAAAAAUGGAAACAAGA
Molecule: messenger RNA, 6699 nt
Organism: Acipenser ruthenus (sterlet)
Lineage: Eukaryota; Metazoa; Chordata; Actinopteri; Acipenseriformes; Acipenseridae
Product: phospholipid-transporting ATPase 11C-like
Exons: 30
Coding region: 510-3944 (1144 amino acids)
Biological process (GO): intracellular signal transduction; phospholipid translocation; dendrite development
Cellular component (GO): trans-Golgi network; cytoplasm; endoplasmic reticulum
Molecular function (GO): guanyl-nucleotide exchange factor activity; ATP binding; magnesium ion binding
Source: RefSeq, a predicted model, not a curated record